Molecule: messenger RNA, 1975 nt
Organism: Frankliniella occidentalis (western flower thrips)
Lineage: Eukaryota; Metazoa; Arthropoda; Insecta; Thysanoptera; Thripidae
Product: histidine-rich protein PFHRP-II-like
Exons: 2
Coding region: 1-1473 (490 amino acids)
Source: RefSeq, a predicted model, not a curated record
AUGGGGGAUGGUGCCGAGGUAGUGCCCUCUGACGAUGCAAGCCAAUGUGUUAGAGUUGUAAUAUUGCGGAUGACGGCGCCCCGGGACAGCGCCGGCAGCGCCGCGCAGGUCGGCUUCUACAAAGUGGACGCUGGGGCUGAGGCUACCCCGACCGGACUGCGGGGCGCGAUCAGGGGGCAGAGGGUGCCGGCCAAGGACGGCCGCAGCGCGCAGCUCCGCGCCAACUCCAGGCCGGUCUCUGACCUGCACGAGGAGGACGCCGAGGAGCUCGACGAGGACGACCUUCCGAGAGGCCGCGGGCGUGGCCGGGGACGAGCUGGCUCCCGACGCCCCUCUGCGGAUGACGACCACGACCUGGGCCACCAAAAGCAGCCCGGCUACAAGCCCUUCGGCGGCGCAGAGAUAGCGCCCAGGGCACCGUCUAAGCAGAGGCCGCAGGACCACAGUGAGGACGAGGAGAGCGCGGAUUUUGGCGAGGCUUCGAGCAGUGGCGCUAGCGAUGGUGGUGGGCACGGCGGUGACCACGACGACUACCAGGGCGACUCUGGUGCGCACGAGGAGGACCACGCCGACCACGGCCACGCGGAAGACGCCGGGGACCACGCCGAGGCAGGUGCGUACAAGGAGGACGACGGUCACGCCGAGGACGACCACGCACAAGAGGCGCCGCACUCCGUCAGCGACAAGCUCAAGAAGGACGACGUGAAGCACGCAGAAGACGACCAUGACGGGCACGCUGUCGGCGACCACCACAGUGGCGGUGCGAAGGCGGCCGCCAGCACGGAGAGCGAGGACUACCACCACGGCCACCACGGUCACCGUGAGCACCACGGCCCAAAAAGUGUUGCAGCAGGGGGUGAGCAGAAGCACAAGGCUGAGCACCACAAGGCAACAGGCAAGAAGGCCGCCAAGGGCUUCAAAAAGAAGGAGGCCCACGACAGCGCCGAGGCUGGCAAGCACGGCAAGGAAAAGCACAGUGAGAGCAGCAAGGCCAGCAAGGGCCACAAGAAGGCACACCUGGACCAGGACGGCAAGUACGCCGAAAAGCACGCCACAGAAAAGGGAAAAACGGGUGCUGAUUUCGCCGACAAGGCCAAGCACAAGAAGGGUCACUCCACCAAGGGCUUCCGCACCGUGCACCGCAAGGACGAGUUCAAGAAAGACGAGACUUUCUACGACGAGUCGGACAACCAGGGCCACCACGCCAAAAAGGGCGCCGUCGAGAAGCACCACAGCGGCAAGGAGGGUGACAAGAAAGAGAAGAAGCACCUGGACGCGGCGCACGAUGUGGGUAAGGCCAAAAAGGAGGGCGAGACGGACCACGGCAAGCACCACGCCUCCAAGAAGGGCCGCCACGGCGAGGAGCACGAGGAGUCCAAGCACGCGUCCGCGGCCAAGACGGCCAAGGAGGCUGCCUCCAAGGCGGCGCACAAGGCGGCGCACCACAAGAAGGGCCGCGACGACCACUACUAGCGCGCCGCUCGAGCGCUCCCGUUGCAUCGCGUUAGGGCCGCGGGCCGGCCGCAAGACGAAUCGGCCACAGUCGCGCUCCAUUGGCGGGGACCUGGACCGGACCGCGAGGGGACGGCGAGGGGACGUCCCCAGGGCGCCGUGAAGGUUACCUCUUUAUCGAAUUACCGCGAGGGUCGGUUGCUUUCCUUCGCCGCUAAACGCAUCAUCAGGUUGGUGGGAGGGGAGGGGAUGGUGGGUUUGAGAAGGGUGAGGGAAGGAGGGGGCUCUUUUUGGUGCCCGUAUCCAUGUCCAUUCUAGUCUUUUUUUCUCUUGGUUGGCUUGUUAUUGUUAGUUCUAGACGCAGCCUUUUGUUGUUUUGUUUGUGUUAAUUGGUUGUGUUUGUCGCAUGUAAUGUGUUAAGUUUAUUAUCUCUGCUUCUCGAUCUUUUUUGUUGUGUGUCUGUUUUUGUUAAUUUAUUGCAUUUUUUGGUCGAUCGACAUUGUUGUUGUUUUUUGCACUGUCG